UCAGCGCAAUCACAUCGAAUAUGUAUUUACAAUAACGGCAACGAUAAAAUUUCAGGACGUCGAAAAGUUGGGAAUGUAAUUGAGUUUCACUUUUGGAGGAAGAAAUUUCCAUAAUGUGUCACUGGGUCAAGGUCAAGGUCAAGAACCCAUAACGGAAGAAGCCAUAGAAUUUUCAGCGAACGAAGAUCGCUGAGGAAGUGAUUGUCUACAUUAGAAAAAAAGAUGGAAGAAUGCUCGAAGAAUCCACAUGAUGAUUGUCAAUUGUUCAUUAGUGCGGAACCCAAUCCUGAUCCUCCUGAAUCAAUAAUACCUCAGGGUAUACUAGAAUCGGUCAUAAAGAUCACGAACGAACCACCAUCUGGAAUUCAAGCAAAUAUCCACAAAGCGUUGGAUAACUUUGCCCAGGAAACUUUGGAGUCCUGCAGCGAAGAAACCGAAUUUAAAUUCGCACUUUGUUAUUAUCACGCUGCACUUGCAAAACGUAGAAAAUUUGGGCCGCGAGAAUGGAAUAGGGUAAGUGACUUUAAAUCUUAAUGGAUCAUAACGUUAAAUUAGAAAUUAUGGAUCGAAGAUUUGUAAAUAUCGAAACAAUGAGAGAUAGCAAAAACAAUGUUUACGAUAUCUUGUGUAAUGUAAUAACUUAAAAUUAAUACUCUUUAACAGAUUUUGUAUUGAUCAUAAGACAUAUUUGGAAUAUAUUUUUCAACUGUGACAUAAUUUAAAACGUACUAUAACUGUCUUCCUUGUAAUCAAAAAUUAAAUUAGGAAAAGCUAUUAAUAAGAUAAAGCAUUAGU
This is a messenger RNA of Bombus impatiens (common eastern bumble bee), 795 nucleotides long. Its product is annotated as dynein heavy chain 9, axonemal-like. Gene Ontology annotation, cellular component: dynein complex. The record is from RefSeq and is a predicted model, not a curated record. Lineage: Eukaryota; Metazoa; Arthropoda; Insecta; Hymenoptera; Apidae. Gene Ontology annotation, molecular function: dynein light intermediate chain binding; minus-end-directed microtubule motor activity; dynein intermediate chain binding. The coding region runs from base 223 to 534 and encodes 103 amino acids. The transcript has 2 exons. Gene Ontology annotation, biological process: microtubule-based movement.